CGGGAACCGCUGAAGACACGACGGCCGAUGCGGACUGGCAAGGGCCAAAGAGAUGGAUGAGAAUGUUGCUGAGUUUCUCCGAAGGAUCAUCCUAAAAAUCCCUCUGUGUGAGAUGAAGACCAUCCUAGAAGCCUGGGACUUUCUGUCUGAAGACCAACUACAGACCAUAAACUUGAAGCAGAGAAAGGAAUUUCUAGCUCAGGAACUGAUUCUGCUGUGUGAGAACAAGUGUGCGAGACUUGAUGACGUGGCCCUUUUAGACAUCGUGUCUACUCAGUUUCAUCGGCACCAGAAGCUUUGGAAUGUCUUUCAGAUGAGUAAAGAACCAGGAGAAGAUGUCGACCUUUUUGAUAUGGAACAGUUCCAAAGAUCCUUUAAGAGAAUUCUACAGAGGGCAUUAAAAAAUGUCACAGUCAGCUUCAGAGUCUACGAGAACUCGGUGUGGAUUCGGGUUGCCUGGGGAACACAGUAUUUACAACCAAACCAGUACAAGCCCACGUUUGUGGUGUAUUAUCCCCAGACUCCGUAUGCCUUCAUAUCUUCCUGCCAUCUGAAGAGCACUCUGCCCCUUCUCCAUCAGGCACUGAAAGUUGCCAGCAAGCACCAGCAGAUUGUGCAGUUGGAUCUGAGAAGCAGGCACCUGGACUCCCUCAAGGCUAUUGCUUUUAGAGAGUAUAAUCAGACCUUUGAAAAUUACAACUCCACAAUGUCUCUGCAUGAAGAAAGCCUUGGACUAGAGAUAAAUUCGAACUCAAAGAUCAUUCAUGAAAACACAGAAGAAAGAGUGAGAAUCCACAGAGUCACUCAGGAGACCUUUGGAGCCUAUCCUCAGCCACAGCUAGAGUUCGCGCAGUAUAAGCUGGAAACCAAGUUCAAGAGUGACAUAGCUGGGGGCAUCUUGGCCGACAGGAAAGAGCCGCUCCGGUGCCUUGUAAAGUUUUCCAGUCCACAUCUUUUGGAAGCAUUGAAAUCCUUAGCACCAGCCGGCAUAGCAGAUGCACCACUUUCUCCACUGCUUACCUGCAUACCACGCAAGAAAAUGAAUUAUUUUAAAAUCAGAGAUAAAUGAAAUAUCUAUGGCUUAGCUUUUAUUGCACAUGCAAUUCCAGUUAUAGCUGGCUAGCUUCUGUAUACAAUCUUGUGUUUUAAAAAACCAAUCGUUGGCACUGGAAUUCAAUGUUUUUAAUGAACUGUUAGGACUGAAUCUGCCCUCCCUAUGUAUGCACACUGUCUUCUGUUAAGUACAGCAGCUGUGUGCAUUUGACAAGUGACAAAUACGUGUACGCACAUGCAGGAGCACAUACAUAAACACACGCACACGAGGCUGCAGGUUGACCUCAACCCUGGCACGCACAGAAGUCACACAUAGGCACAGUGGUUGAAUCUGUAGGCACCUACCCUUACCGUCCUUUCUCCCACUGCUGUUACUUCUUAUCCUCGGAAGUCUGUUUCUGUGGAAUCUCUCUUAUACCCUCACUCACAGAUAGAAGAACCAAGAAACUACCCACCCCCAAACCAGCAGAAUCAGGGGAGCUGGGGGCUACUAUAUAAGGCUGCAUAUUGAAUGGCUUCUUUGUGUAAAAUAACUUUUCUAUUCUUCAUAAGCUUUUCAUGUUCUCUUUCUUGUCCAUGGAACACUGAAACUAAGCAUCACUGUUACACUGAUUUGUGAAUAAAGAUAUUGACAAACUGA
Grammomys surdaster is the source of this 1693-nucleotide messenger RNA. It is a transcript of the gene Cenpn, whose product is annotated as centromere protein N. The transcript is spliced from 11 exons. The coding region runs from base 53 to 1069 and encodes 338 amino acids. The record is from RefSeq and is a predicted model, not a curated record. Gene Ontology annotation, biological process: CENP-A containing chromatin assembly; chromosome segregation. NCBI's taxonomy places the organism in Eukaryota, Metazoa, Chordata, Mammalia, Rodentia, Muridae.